AUGGACCGUAGAAGAAGAAGAGAAGAUGAUGAGAGUGAUUCUGAGCAACCGGUUCUACCCUCAUCUCCUCAGGGACCUUCUAUGGGUCGAUCUUCGCCGAUUGGUAGCCCAGAAGAAAUUGACUUCGAGAACCCCGACGGAGAAGUUGUGGAAAACGAAGAUCUGGAAGAAAUAGAAGAGAGAAUGAAUGAGGUGGACCUAAUGGGUGAUGAAAUGUUCAAAGAUUAUGAUUCGGAUGCUCGAAGAGAUCAGUACGAAGUUGAAGGAAUUGAUGAUAGAGACCAAGGGGAGCUUUCACUGGCAGAUCGGCGUCGAAUCGACGCACAAUUGAAUCAAAGAGAUCGUCUUUUGCGCAGCGAAGCGUAUAUCGAUGAUGACGAUGACGACAAUGAUGACGAUCAGCAACUCGACGAAAUGGGUUUACCGACACAACGGCGUCGCAGACGUCGCCAGUACGAAGAUGACGACGAUUUGUUGUCUGACAUAGAUAUGGACCCACUCACGGAAGAGUUAACCCUCGAGUCUUUAAGUGAUGUCAAGGCUUCAAGCUAUACUGAAUGGAUAACACAGCCUAAUGUGGCUCGGACUAUAGCGCGCGAGCUAAAGGCGUUUCUUUUAGAGUUUACCGACGAUAAUGGCAGAUCCGUUUACGGAGCAAGAAUUAGGACGCUUGGUGAACAGAAUUCGGAAUCCUUGGAAGUCAAUUUCAGACAUUUAGCCGAAUCUAAAGCCAUUCUCGCACUGUUUCUAGCCAAAUGUCCGGAGGAGAUGCUCAAGAUUUUCGAUGUGGUAGCGAUGGAUGCCACACAGCUUCACUACCCAGAUUACGCGCGAAUCCACUCUGAAAUCCAUGUAAGGAUAUCCGAUUUUCCUACACUUUUGAACUUACGAGAGCUUCGCGAGUCGAACCUGAACUCGCUGGUUCGUGUAAGUGGUGUUGUAACAAGAAGAACGGGUGUUUUCCCACAGUUAAAAUACGUCAAGUUUAAUUGCUUGAAGUGUGGCUCGAUAUUAGGGCCUUACUUCCAGGAUUCUAAUCAAGAAGUGAAAAUAUCGUUCUGCACCAAUUGUAGAUCGAAAGGUCCCUUCCGAACGAACGCAGAAAAGACGCUAUAUCGAAAUUACCAAAGAGUCACUCUUCAGGAAGCUCCAGGUUCCGUACCACCUGGACGACUCCCCAGACACAGGGAAGUGAUCCUCUUAUGGGAUUUGGUGGAUAUUGCUAAACCUGGUGAAGAAGUCGAAAUCACUGGUGUUUAUAAAAACACUUACGAUGGAAAUCUGAACGCAAGAAAUGGAUUCCCGGUGUUUGCAACCGUUAUAGAAGCAAACGCUGUGAGAAGGAGAGAAGGUGGAUUGCGAGUUGGCGACGGAGAAGAAGGUCUUGACGUUUUCAGUUGGACUGAAGAGGAAGAACGGGAAUUUCGCAAAAUGUCAAGAGAUCGCACUAUCAUUGACAAAGUCAUAUCGUCCAUCGCACCUUCUAUUUACGGUCAUAGAGAUAUUAAAACAGCAGUAGCCUGCUCACUGUUUGGCGGUGUACCGAAAAAUGUCAAUGGUAAACACGCCAUUCGUGGAGAUAUAAAUGUUUUACUUCUGGGUGACCCAGGUACAGCAAAGUCCCAAAUUCUAAAAUAUGUGGAAAAAACGGCUCAACGUGCUGUCUUCGCUACUGGUCAGGGUGCAUCUGCUGUUGGUUUGACAGCGUCGGUUCGCAAAGACCCCAUUACCAGAGAAUGGACUCUUGAAGGUGGGGCCCUCGUCUUGGCAGAUAAAGGAGUGUGUUUGAUUGAUGAAUUUGAUAAAAUGAAUGAUCAGGAUCGUACAUCUAUCCACGAAGCAAUGGAACAGCAGAGUAUCUCCAUUUCAAAAGCAGGUAUAGUGACAACCUUGCAGGCAAGAUGUUCCAUCAUUGCAGCUGCGAACCCCAAUGGUGGACGCUAUAACUCAGCUUUGCCUUUGGCUCAGAACGUCGAUUUAACCGAGCCCAUUCUGUCUCGUUUCGAUAUUCUCUGUGUCGUUAGGGACUUGGUUGAUGAAGCCACUGACGAAAGAUUGGCGCGUUUCGUCGUUGACUCUCAUGCCAGAUCUCACCCAGACAGUGACCUCCUAGAGGCCGCUGAUGAUGAAGAAGCUCAAGAACUCGGUGAGGCCGGAGAACCUCUUUCCUCUAGGCAAAGGCGACUUCAAAGAGAACGAGCAAAAGAGGGCGAAAUUUCUCCAAUUCCACAAGAAACUCUUAUGAAAUACAUACACUACGCUCGCACAAAAGUUUAUCCCAAGCUUCACCAAAUGGAUAUGGACAAGGUGAGUAGAGUCUACGCCGAUUUAAGAAGAGAGAGUAUAACGACGGGAUCUUUCCCUAUAACGGUUCGGCAUUUGGAAUCUAUUUUGCGUAUUGCUGAGUCGUUCGCGAAAAUGAGACUCUCGGAGUUCGUUUCUUCGUGGGACCUCGAUCGAGCAAUCAAAGUUACGGUGGAUAGUUUCGUUGGGGCUCAGAAAAUAAGUGUCCGGCGCCAAUUACAAAGAUCAUUUGCUAUAUAUACACUAAGUGGAUAA
Lachancea mirantina is the source of this 2559-nucleotide messenger RNA. Lineage: Eukaryota; Fungi; Ascomycota; Saccharomycetes; Saccharomycetales; Saccharomycetaceae. The record is from the annotation of a GenBank genome assembly.